ACCUCCAAAGCAUAGUUCACGCAUUGAGUCUUGAGCAGUUACCAUGACGACUACUGGAAUAACAGGUGCAACCUCACGCGCCAAAAGGGCGAUGAAGCUCACGCUCGCCCUCCUUGGCUUAGGCUUCAACACCUCCAAAUGCAAGACGGCGGCCAAGAUGGCGGUCGCCAGAAUCAAGCUCCUCCGUAACAAGCGGGAGGUUGUCGUCAGGCAGAUGAGGCGCGACAUUGCCAUGCUCCUCCACUCCGGUCAAGAUGCCACUGCUCGCAUUAGAGUUGAGCAUGUGAUGAGAGAGCAAAAUAUUUUGGCUGCAAAUGAGUUCAUUGAGCUCUUCUGUGAAUUAGUAGUUUCCAGACUCUCAAUCAUUUCAAAGCAAAGGGACUGUCCAACAGAUUUGAAAGAAGGAAUUGCUAGUUUAAUAUUUGCAGCCCCAAGGUGCUCCGAAAUUCCGGAACUUGUCUCGCUCAAGAAUAUCUUUGAGAAGAAAUACGGGAAGGAUUUCGUGUCGGCAGCUACCGAUCUUAGACCUAGCUGUGGCGUAAAUCGUCAGUUAAUCGACAAGCUCUCAGUGCGAACACCUCCCGGCGAAUUAAAGUUGAAAGUAUUAAAGGAAAUAGCUAAAGAGCAUCAAGUAGAAUGGGAUACUGCAGAGUCUGAAAAGGAACUUCUAAAGCCUCCAGAAGAGCUCAUAGAAGGGCCAAAAACUUUUGUUAGUGCAAGCAGCUUUCCAACAGUCAUACCUACAACAAAUGUGUCAUCUGAAUCAAACAAGCUAAUUACUAGAUUCUCAGGUGGUGAAAGAGGCAGUGGUGACAUGCAUUUUGAGGAUUCUAAGGCUGCUGCUGAGGCAGCUGCUGAAUCAGCUAAGAAAGCAAUUGCCGCGGCCGAAGUUGCUGCUUACAUGGCUAUGAAAGACCAUAACAAUGAAGCUCCUCAACCAUAUGUUUACAAUAACAAGUUGGAUAACUCAAAUAACAUGGUUCAUCAAUCAACAAUUGAGGAGAAAAUGUACAGGUCAAGGAGCUUACCGAGGUCUGAACAUAAGAAAGAUGAAGAUUAUUCAUCGCCUACUGAAAUGUAUGGUAGUGGAAAUGAUUAUAAGAGGCACAGCUACCAUCCAACUUCUGCAGGACAUUCAGAUAUUAAGUUUGAUGAAUCCGACUGCGAUGAAGAGAUUGAAGUGGAAGAACCUCCUUCAACUCUGCCACCUAAGAGGCCGCCACCAUCUGUUCCUUCGUCUUUCCUUAAACAAGACAGCAGUGUCCGUGUCCAUCCGAAAUUGCCAGAUUACGACGAACUUGCAGCUCGCUUUGAUGCACUAAAAUUCAAGAAGUCACAGUUCUAAACCAAAAAACCUGAGAGCAAUCUAGCUUUUUAUUAAUUAUUUUUGUAUACAUAAUGAUAUAUUUUGUCUUACAGAAAGAGAUACUGAGAAGUGAGAAUGUCAUAUAGACAUAUAGUACUUGGUAUGUUUGGUUCUACUACCUUUUGUCAUACUUGUU
Messenger RNA from Arachis stenosperma, 1502 nucleotides. RefSeq lists its product as uncharacterized. NCBI's taxonomy places the organism in Eukaryota, Viridiplantae, Streptophyta, Magnoliopsida, Fabales, Fabaceae. The transcript has 6 exons. Gene Ontology annotation, biological process: protein transport. The record is from RefSeq and is a predicted model, not a curated record. The coding region runs from base 44 to 1345 and encodes 433 amino acids.